Laetiporus sulphureus 93-53 is the source of this 1561-nucleotide messenger RNA. RefSeq lists its product as uncharacterized. The transcript has 3 exons. The coding region runs from base 126 to 1226 and encodes 366 amino acids. Lineage: Eukaryota; Fungi; Basidiomycota; Agaricomycetes; Polyporales; Laetiporaceae. The record is from RefSeq and is a predicted model, not a curated record.
GAACUUUGUCUCACGACUUUGAGCUCGACUUCUUGCCUUUCAAUGAGCACUUUCACGACGUUGUCUCCUACUUGAGUUUCCGUCUAUCGCGUGGCUGUAUAGGAGGAAUAUCCACCAGUCGAAAAAUGGCAAGCCGACGCGUAGUCCACGAUGACCUCCCGUUUGAACCCAUGGAUCUGCAAGUCAUCGGUAAUCACCCGGAGCACGUCGACGAGUCCAUGCUCUCCAUCUCUAUCAGCACAAAGGAUCGCCUCGACCUUGGAGACGUCGAGGCUGCUGCCCCUAAAGCCACGCUCGGCGCUCUGAGCCCGUUACCCACGGAGCUGUUCGACUUUGUAGUGCAGGAUUCCGACUUGCGCACAGUCGCGGCACUGCGUCUCGUAAACAGGCGUGCACGUACGAGCGUUGACGCCUCCGCGCCGUACAAGUACCUCCUCCGACACGCGCCUCACAUCGUCGCCGCGCUCGCGCAGACAGGGAUCUCGUCAUUCUUCACGGUGGAUCAGGUCUUCCAGGUGCUUUGCAGCAACAGAUGCGUCCAGUGCGAUAAGUUCGGUUCCGUGCUCUUCAUCCCCGAGUGCCUGCGCUGCUGCUUCAGCUGCUUGCAGAAUGUGUCGUGGAUGAUGCCCAUGACCGAGAGCGACGCAAAAGCCGUGUACGGGCUCACCAGGCGCGCACUGGUGGACGUCCCGAGCAUGCUGUCUCUCCCCGGAACCUACACGUUCGAGUCCCUCGCCCAUCGCAAGCGCUUCCGGUUAUACAGCUAUAGGAUGGUCGAGCUUCACGGGGACGCCGACGUUGUGCUGCGGUACUUGAACAAGGAGGGACUAUCGGCGAGAAACCAGUCCUGGCGCCGCCUGUGGGAGCCCGCCCGGAAUGGCUCAAAGUUCAUCACGUCCGCGCGGUUCAUGGCGGGCAUCUCCAUCCCCUGGUUCGACACCGUGACGCGCACGACGUACGCCGGGUAUGCGUGCCGGGGGUGCCAGUUGCGGGUUAUGAGGCGGCUGAAGCAGGGCAUUGACGUGGCGUUGGUCCCCGAGCUUAUGUGUCGGCAGUACCGCAUGUACCUGGAGGACGAGCUGCUCGAGCACGCGAAGCACUGUCCGGAGGCACAGGAAAUAUCCGCACUCGCCAACCUCUCGCGCAAGCUCAGCACUCAGGGUAGCCCGGUGACAGAAGAACAGAGUCAACUCCUCGAGCAAAUGGCACUCGAUCUCAUAGUGUAGUGAUGAUUGCCAGGCUGCGCUCGCGUCGUCUGGUUGAAUUACACCAUUUAGCCGCCCAUGACAGCGCUGGCUCGCACAGCUUCGGGACAACAGCACAUAAUGCCGGAACGGCUUCAGCGGACGGCCUUGCGACAUCUUUGGUCCGCAGCCAGCUGAAGACGUCCUUGACGGAUAGUAUUCUUAGGCCUUUGAUCAUGUUCGUUACGGUAGGGUGUCCACCAGUAUGCUUACAGGAUAAACAGAUGAGAUGCGGAUCCGGUGACUACAUGUCAAACUACAGCGUAAUCAAUAUGUACCACGAUGAAUCGAUGACCCCUGCGCUAUCGCGCCGUUGC